AUGACUGGCUCCACAUCCAGCGCUCACCACUGCCCCCACCCCAAGGGUGGCAAAGGAACGCGGUCCAGGAGCACUCACGCACGAUCCGUGUGCCUCACCAACAAUGGGGGGUCGGAGGAAGAAGACAAAGAAGGAGGGGUGCUGUUCCAUGUCAACAAGAGCGGCUUCCCGAUUGACAGCCACACCUGGGAACGCAUGUGGAUGCACGUGGCAAAGGUACACCCCAAGGGAGGAGAAAUGGUGGGGUCCAUCAGGAAUGCUGUCUUCCUGGCAAAACCUUCAGUGCCCCCAGUUCCAAACUACAGGAUAUCCAUGUCUAUCCCGGAAUGGCUUCACGCAGUCCAGAAUUACAUGAAGACCCUACAAUACAAUCACACAGGGACGCAGUUCUUUGAAAUUCGAAAAAUGAGACCACUGAGUGGGUUGAUGGAAACAGCAAAAGAAAUGACUCGAGAAUCUUUACCUAUCAAAUGUCUCGAAGCUGUAAUCCUGGGCAUAUACCUAACAAAUGGGCAGCCUUCCAUUGAGCGAUUCCCCAUCAGCUUUAAAACCCAAUUCUCAGGAAAUUACUUCCAUCAUGUUGUACUGGGAAUCUACUGCAAUGGCCGCUACGGCUCACUGGGCAUGAGCCGGAGGUCCGACCUAAUGGACAAACCUCUGACUUUUCGGACUCUGAGUGACCUCAUCUUUGACUUUGAAGACUCCUACAAGAAAUAUCUACACACAGUCAAGAAAGUCAAGAUUGGGCUGUAUGUCCCCCAUGAGCCCCACAGCUUCCAGCCCAUUGAGUGGAAGCAACUGGUUCUCAAUGUCACAAAGAUGAUGAGGUCGGACCUAAGGAAAGAGCUGGAGAAAUAUGCCAGGGACUUGAGAAUGAAGAUCUUGAAACCCACAAGUGCCCACUCUCCUCCCCUGGAGAGAAGUCGUGGAAAGUCACUGUCUCCCCGGCGGAGACCAUCAAGCCCUACCAGACGGCUUGGGAGGCGAGACAAAUCGCCUGCACUCCCAAAUAAGAAGGUGGCAGACCUCAGUACUCUGAAUGAAGUAGGCUAUCAGAUUCGAAUUUAA
Messenger RNA from Vombatus ursinus (common wombat), 1068 nucleotides. It is a transcript of the gene VASH2, whose product is annotated as vasohibin 2. NCBI's taxonomy places the organism in Eukaryota, Metazoa, Chordata, Mammalia, Diprotodontia, Vombatidae. Gene Ontology annotation, biological process: regulation of angiogenesis. The transcript has 7 exons. The record is from RefSeq and is a predicted model, not a curated record. Bases 1 to 1068 code for a protein of 355 amino acids. Gene Ontology annotation, cellular component: cytoplasm.